CGUGUUUUUACGCCCAGCUAACGGGACGUGGGUGAGGCUCGGAACUUGGUACUUUUUUCUGCUCUCUCGCGUUCACGCAGAACAACCGCGCUGUUUUAAUACCAAUGCGCUUCUUAUAAUGCGCGAGACGGUUUAGCUCGCGUCUGAAGUUCACGCGCCGCCGUCAGUUUCUUCCAGCGCUCGCCGUCGCCAGAGAUGGAACUCUAGCCGUCGGGUUCCGCUCUGAACCGAGUCGCCCCACGUUCAGCUGGCCAGAAUAACAGAGAACCAGGGAGAGAGAGAGAACAUGCAGAGCGACAAGCCGGAGCCGACCGAAGCCAAGGGCGCCGAGGGUCCGGGCGCAAGCGGCGCAGAGGAGAAGGCGUUAAGUAACGCAAGAGGAGCCGCAGAAGCCACCAGACCCAGUGGGAUCAGCGCCGUGGCGGUGCUGUGGACCUUCGGGAAAUGUCUGAGCGCCUUGCUCCCCGUCUACCUGGCCGGGUACUAUCGGGUCAGCACCAGCCUGCUGGUGUGCGGCAUGAUGGUCUACACGGGAUGGAAGCACGCCCGAGAGGCGAAGGAGGAGCGCCUCAGGUCGGCUAUGCAGCUGCUCGACAACGAGGAGGAGUACACGUUCAGUAGAGUGUCCAAAAUCAGGAGAGACCUCCCUGCGUGGGUCAACUUUCCAGAUGUGGAGAAGGUUGAAUGGCUGAAUAAGGUACUGCAGCAGGUGUGGCCCUUUGUCGGCCAGUACCUGGAGAAGCUGCUGAUGGAAACGAUCGCUCCGUCCAUCCGAGCCUCGAGCGCUCACCUGCAGACGCUCACCUUCACCAAAGUGGACAUGGGAGACAAGGCCAUGAAGGUGGUGGGCAUUAAGGCGCACACGGAGAACGACAAAGGACAAGUUCUGCUGGACCUCUACAUCAGUUACGUUGGAAACGUGGAGAUCAACGUUGAAGUCAAAAGAUACUUCUGCAAAGCGGGAGUCAAAGGAAUACAGCUACAUGGGAUGAUGCGAGUGAUUCUGGAGCCUUUGAUUGGAGACGUGCCCAUAGUGGGUGCAGUCAGCAUGUUCUUCAUCCGUCGGCCUAAACUAGACAUCAAUUGGACCGGACUAACCAAUUUAUUGGACAUUCCUGGACUCAACGUUAUGUCAGACAGCAUGAUUAUGGACGCCAUUGCUUCGUUCUUGGUGCUGCCCAACCGUCUUGUUGUCCCACUGGUCCCUAAUCUGCACGUGGCUCAGCUGCGCUGUCCGCUGCCCAGGGGUGUGGUGCGCAUCCACCUGCUGGAGGCGCAGAGCUUGGCAGCCAAAGACAACUACGUGAAAGGUGUCAUGGCCGGCUUAUCUGACCCAUAUGCCAUAUUAAGGGUGGGGCCUCAAACGUUCACCUCCAAACACAUCGAUAACACAGAAUGUCCCAAAUGGGAAGAGAUGUAUGAGGUGAUUGUCCAUGAAGUGCCGGGUCAGGAGCUGGAGGUGGAGGUUUAUGACAAAGACACAGACAAGGAUGACUUCUUGGGAAGGACCAAAUUAGAUCUGGGCAUUGUGAAGAAAUCCAUUGCUGUUGAUGAUUGGUUCACUUUGAAAGAAACGCCAUCUGGACGCGUUCAUUUCAAACUGGAGUGGCUGGCCUUGGAGCCCAACACCGAACACCUUGAGCAGGUCCUAAAAAGGAAUGAAAGCGUCACCAGCAAGAACUCCAACCCCCCCUCUGCAGCUAUCUUGGUUGUGUAUCUUGACAAAGCUGAGGCACUUCCCAUGAAGAAGGGAAAUAAGGAGCCCAAUCCCAUGGUGCAGAUAUCUGUGCAAGGAAACACUAAAGACAGCAAGACUUGUUACACUACCAUUAACCCGGAGUGGGAAGAAGCUUUUACCUUCUUCAUCCAAGAUCCUCGCACUCAGGACAUAAGCAUUCAGGUGAAGGAUGCUGACCGCGUGCAGACAUUGGGCAGUUUGACCAUUCCUCUUUCCCGCGUCCUGGAAGCUUCCCAUCUUUCGCUAGACCAGUGGUUCCAGUUGGAGAACUCUGGAUCUGCGAGUCGCAUCUACAUCAACUCGGUUCUCAGGGUCUUGUGGUUAGAUGAGGAUCGUAUUUCAGCGGAGGUUUCUUCUAAUUUGGCAGCUGGAUUUUCUAAACAGUUGGCCCAGCAGGCCUCCCCUCAUCCAAGCUUUGCUACAGAGGGACUGCUUCGAAUUCACCUCCUGGCAGGUCAGAAUCUUGUUCCCAAAGAUAACAUGAUGGGUGGAAUGGUGAAGGGAAAGAGUGACCCAUAUGUCAAGAUCAACAUUGGGGGAGAAACAUUCACGAGUCAAGUGAUAAAAGGCAAUCUGAACCCAACCUGGAAUGAGAUGUAUGAGGUUAUUCUGACCCAGCUUCCUGGUCAGCAGCUGCAUGUGGAGGUGUUUGACAAAGACAUGGACAUGAAAGAUGACUUCAUGGGGAGGCUGAAGAUAAGUCUAAAGGAUAUCAUUGACUCUCAGUACACUGACCAGUGGUACACGCUCAGUGAUGUGAAGACAGGUCGAGUUCACCUGGCCCUGGAAUGGGUUCAGACAUCUUCAGAACCAGACGGGUUGGACCAGGUUCUUCAGUUCUACUCCAGACAGUCCUACCAGAACAAGACGGUGCCCUCAGCAGGUCUCCUGUUUGUGUAUGUCGAGCAAGCUGAUGGCUUACCAGUAAAGAAGAGUGGAAAGGAUCCAAAAGUGGGAGUGGAGUUAAGUCUUGGAGAAAUGUCACGUAAAACUACAGUGUGUGAUCGUACAACCUCCCCUAAAUGGAACGAGGCAUUCUGCUUCCCUGUUCAUGAUCCAAGACAGGAUAUGCUUAUUCUUAAGCUGUCUCACAGCUGGACCCUGCCUAUUGGUUCUCUGAUUGUUCCUAUCAGAGAGUUGCUGUCUGAACCAGACCUGGUCCUGGAUCAGUGGUUCCAUUUGGAUGGAGCCUCACCUGAGAGUCAAAUCCUAUUAAGGACUGAACUUAAGAUGUUGAUUCCUGCCAAAUGCCCUGUUGCUACUGAAAGGGCUAAGGUCUCUGUAGUGUCAGACCCUACUCCAGCGAAGCGCCAACCAGAGACAGACACAACCCUCAGAUCAGCUUCAGUGGAGACUCCUCCUGUGGAGACCAUUGUUCCCUCGGUGCUUUUGGAUGAGGAGGUUCAUGAAGCAAAGGAAACUGCAGCUGAUGUGAAGGAAGAUAAAGUGGAAGAAUCACCAGUCCCAGCUCCAACCCUACCCCCUCAUACAUCCCCAGACAUCUCCUUUGCCAGUGAGGGGCUACUGAGACUCAUCCUGUUGGAGGCUCAGAGUCUGGUAGCUAAAGAUAACAUGAUGGGUGGUCUGAAGAAGGGCAAAAGUGACCCCUACGCAAAGAUCAGCGUAGGUGACGUCAUGUUUAAGAGCGCUGUGGUGACGGAGAAUCUCAACCCAGUCUGGAAUGAGCUGUAUGAGGUGGUGCUGAGGCCCCAGUCAGGGCAGGAGGUGCAGGUGGAGGUGUUUGAUAAAGAUAUGGACAAAGAUGACUUCUUGGGCAGGUUAAAAAUCAGUGUUUCAGACAUCAUCCGAUCCCAAUUCUCAGAUCAGUGGUACACCCUGAACGAUGUGAAGUCUGGUCGUGUUCGUCUUAUACUGGAGUGGGUCCCAACAGUGUCCUGUAAUGACAGCCUGGAACAGGUGAUGCAGCUGCAGUCUCUCCAGUCUUACCAAAACAAGGCUGUUCCCUCUGCAGCACUGCUCUUUGUUUACAUGGACAGAGCACACUCUUUGCCUUUCAAGAAGAGCGGUAAGGAGCCCAAAGCUGCAGCUGAGCUUGUAUUUGGAAAAACCACUUACAAAACCAAGGUUUGUGAUCGCUCCAGAUCACCACAGUGGAGUGAGGGAUUCCACUUCUCGGUUCAUGACCCCUAUGAAGAGAUGCUCAUAGUGAAGUUAUCCAGUGCGUGGGACCAGCCGAUGGGAUCUCUGGUGCUCCCUGUGAGGCAGCUGCUCUCUGAGCCUCAGCUGGUACUGGACCAGUGGAUGCAUCUGGACGGAGCCUUGCCCGAAAGCGAAAUCCUCCUCCGCGCCGAGCUGAAGAUCCUAGAGACACGGCUGACAGAAGUACCACAGAGAUCUGCAGCUGCUUCAAAAGAAGAAAUUACAACCGCUCCCGCUGAAAAGAUACUCAAACCACCCAAAGAAGAGGAAAAAAGCCCUAACACGGCAACAAACGACUCUCCUGUUGUGCCAGUGCAACCCGAAGUCACGCAUGACACUUUCCAUCCUCCUGCCCCGGUGGAGGAACCAGCCUAUGCAGAAGAGCCUCCGAUUGAGUCACACUUUGAGGCUGAAAGAGACGUGAAGCCAUGGCAAGUCCAAACGGAGGAGACAGGUUUAGGGGGUCUUGCUCAGGCCACAGUCACAGGCCUACCCACUGACCCAGCACCACAGACAAAGGUCCCAGAAAUCUCCAAAGUGGGUCCCAGUCUCCCACCACACACAGUGCCGGGUCGGGACUUUGGUAAAGAGGGGGUGCUGAGGAUCCACCUGCUGGAAGCCCAGAACCUCAUAGCAAAAGACAACCUAAUGGGGGGCAUGGUGAAGGGCAAGAGUGAUCCGUAUGUCAAAAUCAACAUCGGAGACAUUGCAUUUAAAAGUCAUGUCAUCAAAGAGAAUCUGAACCCAACGUGGAACGAAAUGUAUGAGGUGGUUUUGAGUGGGCGCAGCGAUCAGGACAUCCACUUUGAAGCAUUUGAUAAGGACAUCGAUUCAGAUGACUUCUUAGGAAGAUUCACUGUUGAGCUAAAGGAAGUCAUCAGUUCACAGUACAAAGACCAGUGGUUUACGCUGAAAGACGUGAAAUCUGGACGAGUUCAUCUGAUUCUUGAAUGGGUGCCUACUGUGCCAAACCCAGCAAGACUAGAACAGGUGCUGCAGCUGCAGACUCUGCAGUCAUAUAAGAACAAGGCUGUUCCCUCUGCCGCUCUGCUCUUUGUCCACUUGGAGAGAGCGCAUUCGCUACCAUCUAAGAAGAGCGGCAAAGAGCCCAAAGCAGGUGUUGAGCUAGUUCUGGGUGAAACAAGCUACAAAACCAAACUGUGUGACCGGAGCGCUGAUCCCCAGUGGACUGAGUCCUUCUACUUCCUCGUCCAUGACCCGAAACGUCAGAUGCUCGUGGCAAAGCUGUCCAGCGGCUGGGACCAGCCGAUGGGAUCUCUGGUGAUCACGGUUAAGGAGCUUCUAGCUGCGCCCCAGCUGGUCCUGGAUCAGUGGUUUCAUUUAGAUGGAGCCUUACCUGACAGUCAGGUCCUACUGAGGGCUGAACUGAAGAUUCUGAGCUCCAAGAUGGUGGAAAUGAUCGAUUCGGGAGCUCUGCCCUGUUCCGCCCCUACGCCUGGAAACGGGCAGGUGAAGUUGUCUCUGUUGUACUCCUCCAAGGACAGAAAGCUUGUUGUGAUCGUCCACGCCUGCAGAGGCCUGGCGUCCCAAGGCAAGGAUGCUGUUGACAGCUACGUCUCCCUCAUGCUGCUGCCGGACAAAAGUAAAGCCACCAAGAAAAAGACGGCCGUGAAGAAGAGAGAUCUCAACCCGGAGUACAAUGAAAGGUUUGAGUAUGAUCUGCCUGAGGACGAGGCCAGAUUCAGACGCCUCAGCGUGUCGGUGAAAAAUAACUCUGCCUCUUUCAGGAGCCGGGACGUUAUUGGACAGGUGCAGAUUGAGUUGGGCCAGAUGGACCUAAAGUCUGGAAUCACUGACUGGUUCACUCUGACUGAUGAUGCUGAAUAGCUGCCUUGCUCGCUCACUUUGAGAGCUUAACGACUCACCUCUGCUGUUACACUCACUGAUGCCUUGUCUUUCCUGCCUUUGCACCACUGUUGCAGUUUUACCUGCAGCCACCCAGCUCACUGUGUAUUUACAUGAAGUUUAAAGUGGACUGCGCCGCCUAAAUGUCCACGCACCAAAGAUAAUUGAAAGACGCAGUUACGUAGAAAGAAAGAAACUGAGUCUAAAGAUGGAGCUGAGAAAGGGAAUAAUGAAGAGACCUUUGAAGAACUUUGUUUACUUUUGAUUUUUUUUUUUCUGUUGGAGAAUUUUAAAGUAGGAGAGUUUCCUGUUUGAAGGGCAGAAAUGUUUUAUAUCCUUUAAAUAAUGUGUCAAUGCCAUAUCAGUGUUUUAGAAUUUAGUUUAAGAGAAGCUUAAAGUGGGAAUUAUAAUAGUUUCACCACACUUUGCCAUCUAGCUUGACUCUAAUCAUGUUCUACACUUGCUUUUAUUUUUUACAGUUUAGCCCGUUUGCGUCACAUGCCUUUUUUUAUAUGUUUGUGUGUAUAUUUGCAAAAAGUUCAGAUCAGACUGAAUCCUGAUUGCUGAAUGAGGAUUAAAAAAUAAACGUGUUUUCCAGCUUCAAACUUCAAA
Fundulus heteroclitus (mummichog) is the source of this 6376-nucleotide messenger RNA. It is a transcript of the gene esyt1b, whose product is annotated as extended synaptotagmin-like protein 1b. Gene Ontology annotation, biological process: lipid transport. The record is from RefSeq and is a predicted model, not a curated record. The transcript has 52 exons. NCBI's taxonomy places the organism in Eukaryota, Metazoa, Chordata, Actinopteri, Cyprinodontiformes, Fundulidae. Gene Ontology annotation, molecular function: lipid binding. The coding region runs from base 287 to 5746 and encodes 1819 amino acids.